AUGGUGCGGGCUACGAGCUCUGCGCAUGGGCACAGAUGCUCGCGCGACGCGUCUCUACGACAUACACCACGGCAGGGCCCUUAUUCUGCUAAUUCACGGACAGUGGCGAAACGGUAUUCUACUGAUUUUCUAUCGCCUAACCGGACGCGCAUUGGCUCCGCACGAACUGAUUCAAACUGUUCGGUAUCAUUGCAGCAACAGAGCGUGUCAGUGAGAGUUGCGAUUGAGAAUCAAGAGUGGGCUGAGGCGAUGGCGGACUCUGUGACGUCACAACCAAAAUCACCGUUCAUAGCAAACUUUCUCGGACGCAGUGACGCCACAGUGCACCCGCCGUGGCCGGCGCUCGCGCAAGCUCCAUCCCCGGCACCCCUCCCCGCCCCGCGCAACGCCGCCCGCUUCAUUUCGUUCUCGCGGUUACUUCUCGAUUACGUGCUUCGCGUGCUGACUGAUUUUCUAUAG
This is a messenger RNA of Leptosia nina, 459 nucleotides long. The record is from the annotation of a GenBank genome assembly. NCBI's taxonomy places the organism in Eukaryota, Metazoa, Arthropoda, Insecta, Lepidoptera, Pieridae.